UAAUUGCUAAUGUUGUUUUCUUAUAUUGAAGGUAUAUUGAUAUCUUUAAAUAUUUGGACAAGUCAUCUUUUUAUACAAUGUCUAUUAUUAAUAAUAAUUGGAAAGAAUUUUUACACCAAAAACUUUUACAUAAUAAUCUUAUCGAUGGAGUAGCUAUGUUUACCAAGACACUUGUUCCGUUAGAAAUGUAUGGUAAACUUCAAAACCUUCCAAUCAACCAACUGGAGCAAUUUUUGAAUAUUUUCACUAAUAUUAAGUCUCAACCUGAAAAUGUAGCACAUGGUUUUACUAUUGAUAUAAAUUUACAAGAAGUAAAGUUUGUUAUAAGACAUUAUAAUUUUCAUAGCGUUUAUUCAGUAUCGAAAGCUAAUCAAAUGGGACUAAUUGUGAUAAAUUUACCUUUUGGUGUAAUUGUAUCAUCGCAUACUUAUCCAGUUACAUCAGCUGUUGCUUCUCAGCAUGUUGAAGAUGUUUGUUACUUACUUAGGUAGUAAUCAGAUUUCGAAUCAUAUGAUUGAAAAAAAAAUUGAAAAAUUUA
Hydra vulgaris (swiftwater hydra) is the source of this 538-nucleotide messenger RNA. Lineage: Eukaryota; Metazoa; Cnidaria; Hydrozoa; Anthoathecata; Hydridae. The record is from RefSeq and is a predicted model, not a curated record.